GUUCUUGAAGUACCCAAGAAAACAUCUUAAUUAAAUUCUUUAAGUAAGAUGCACUUUAUUACAUUAUCAUUUGCGUCUUUGACAUAUCAAUUGGAUUACCAGACAGAGAGACCAAACAAGAUCAGUUCGUACAAUCAUGUCUUCUUCCUCUCAUCCUCCACUCCUCCUCUUCUUCUUCACCGUCUUCUUUCUCUCCGCCGUCGCCGAUCACCACGACAAAACAAGAUCACGUCUCAAACCACCCCACUUCUCUCCCCUCUUCUCCUCCUCCCGAAACGCCACGUCACCAACUCGCUACUUCGAAGUCAAAAAGCCACCCGUCCCCUCUUCUCCUCAAACUCAACAACAACCCUGCUCCCACCAAUUCCUCCACCACGACUUCGCCUACACCUACACCAAACCCCCGGUCCUCGCCAACUACACUCUCCCCUCCCACUGCCCUUCCCAGCAAUUCUCCAGAAUCACCCUCGAGCUCAGAUCCACCUGCCGAGGCCGACAGUUCGACCGCAUCUUCGGCCUCUGGCUCGACGGCGCAGAGCUUCUCCGCAGCUGCACCGCCGAGCCUACGCGAAACGGCAUCGUCUGGUCCGUCGAGAAAGACGUCACUAAAUACCACUCCCUCCUCGUCAAGAACCGGACUCAGACCCUCGCUCUCUACCUCGGCAACAUCGUCGACACAACCUACACCGGCGUUUACCACGUCGACGUCUUCUUCCAUUACUAUCCACCAUCAUCUGGUGAUUAUGAUUACAACUCUCCUCCUCGAGCUGAUAUGAUCGUGCCUAUUUCGAGAAGCCUCCCUUUAAACGACGGCCUAUGGUUCGAGAUCUCGAGUUCGGGUGAUUCCAAGCGGAAAGAGUUCAAGAUCCCUAGGAAUGUGUAUAGAGCUGUCCUCGAAGUUUAUGUUUCUUUCCACGAGAACGAUGAGUUUUGGUAUGGGAACCUUCCUAACGACUUUAUUACAGCUAACAAUCUUAGUACAGCUGGUGGUAACGGUCCUUUUAGAGAAGUUGUGGUGACACUAGACGGGGAAGUUGCGGGUGCGGUUUGGCCUUUCCCCGUUGUUUUCACAGGUGGGAUCAAUCCUUUGCUGUGGAGACCCGUGACGGCUAUUGGCUCGUUUGAUUUGCCUAGUUAUGAUAUCGAGAUGACGCCGUUUUUGGGGAGUUUGUUGGAUGGGGAAGGUCAUGAGUUUGGGUUUAGUGUGACUAACGCGUUGAAUGUUUGGUUUGUUGACGCGAAUUUGCAUCUUUGGUUGGAUGGUGAGAAGGAGGUUGUUGAAGGGGAGGUGUUGGAGGUUAGUAGAAGCUCUCUGGAGAUUGGUUCUGUGUUAGAUUUCAAGGGGUUGAAUGGAGAGUUUGAGACGGAGGCUAAGAGGUUGGUAUGUUCGAAAGGUUUGGUCAAGUCUUCUCAUGGGGAGAUUGUGACCACUUCUCGUCAAGAGUUCAGGUAUGUAAACAAGAUGGUUUUGGGUAAAGAUGGGAGCUUGCAGAUUAUAGAUCAGUUGAUCGAAGGCGAAGACCGUGUUCAGUCCAAGAGAGGGUCAAGGCGAAUCUACGCGGCGAAAUCUGUUAAGAGUUUUCCUUUUUACCUCUACUCUGACUCCUUGGAGCAAGAGGACAAUACGUCUUUAGAGGUUGCGAAUGUGACGAUGGGGUUCAAUGAGGAGAGAACGGAGAGUGAUAAAGUGAUGAUGAGAACGUUUAAGAGUAAGGUGGAGAAUAAGCAAGAAGGGCAAGGGGUUAUGGUGGUGAAGAAUAACUUAGUGGUGAAUGGAUAUGGGGGGACACAGCAAGUUUAUAAAUAUGUUGGAAGUGAUCAAUGUUACUUCAGGAACAUUAGUAGCUUCAACUACGACAUUUUGUAUGACAAGGUUGAAGCUGUUUGCGAGGAGAAUACACUGAAGAUGCCCGAGCAUCUAGCCAGACUAGAGACGUUGACCUCGCUCUUGCUGUGAAUGACAGUGGGAGAAAGAAACAUCGUAGAAUAAGUACAAAAGAAGUUUUUUGUAUGUUUGUUUCUGUUGUUUUCAGACGAUGUCUCGGUCAGGUUUGCUAUGUUGUAAACUGUCUUCUUCCCUCGUCAUGUUCUGACUUCUAUGCAAAUAGGACCAGUCCGGUUAA
Brassica napus (rape) is the source of this 2123-nucleotide messenger RNA. Its product is annotated as peptide-N4-(N-acetyl-beta-glucosaminyl)asparagine amidase A. Bases 137 to 1957 code for a protein of 606 amino acids. NCBI's taxonomy places the organism in Eukaryota, Viridiplantae, Streptophyta, Magnoliopsida, Brassicales, Brassicaceae. Gene Ontology annotation, cellular component: vacuole. The record is from RefSeq and is a predicted model, not a curated record. The transcript has a single exon.